Messenger RNA from Papaver somniferum (opium poppy), 1446 nucleotides. RefSeq names its product protein OS-9 homolog. NCBI's taxonomy places the organism in Eukaryota, Viridiplantae, Streptophyta, Magnoliopsida, Ranunculales, Papaveraceae. Gene Ontology annotation, cellular component: endoplasmic reticulum lumen. Gene Ontology annotation, biological process: endoplasmic reticulum unfolded protein response; retrograde protein transport, ER to cytosol. The transcript is spliced from 9 exons. The record is from RefSeq and is a predicted model, not a curated record. The coding region runs from base 255 to 1214 and encodes 319 amino acids.
CUACAAAUAAGUUAUAGCUGGGCGAAAUGGCCAUUGUGAUUGGCCGAAAGACGUAAUCUGAAAAGGGUGAAAAAACAAUAAUAAAGAGGGUAUUCUCGUAACUGUGACAAAAGUAUAAAACCCAUCUCUCCCGUCGAAGUUUCAACUCAAGUCAGUAUUCUUACACCACCGAAGAGGAAGCAGCAGAAGAAAUGGAAGUAUAGCUCUCUUUUUUACUAAUAAGGCUAUUAAGAUUUUCGGAGAGAGGGAAAGAGAUGACGAGGUUAUCUUGGUUGGUUCUCCUAAUUUCACUUCAUUUCUUCAACAAUGUUCUGGCGGAUCAGAUCUUCACACCUCAGGCAGGUGGGACAUUUGGUCGUAGCUCUCGUGAACCAAAAUACAGCGUUGAAUACCAUCAAGCAGAUUCCCCCUAUCAACCUAACGAUGAUCAGGAGUCAUUGAUGAUGUCAAAUGAGGAGGGGAAAAAGUACAUGUGUUUCUUGCCCAGUGUUGAAAAACCGAAAGCUGAAAGUUCAGUUGCUCAGCGUAAUUCAAGCAAUUCGAUUGUUGAAUCAGAAAGAAGUAUGAGAUUGAAGACACCAGAUGAACUUCUUGAGAAUUUGAAGGGUCCCUGCUUUAUUAGACAAGAAGGCUGGUGGACCUAUGAGUUCUGCUAUCACAAGAAGCUGCGCCAGAUUCAUUUGGAGGGAGAUAAGGCGCUUCAGGAAUUUGUUUUGGGAGAAUAUGAUGCUGAAGCCACUGCUCUUUACAACCAGAAUUUAUCUGAUUUUUCUACUUUAAAAGAUCCCCGCUCAAAAGAUGCAUCUCAAAGGUAUCACACACACAUAUACACGAAUGGGACCCUCUGUGAUCUCACAAAUCAGCCUCGAGAAACUGAGGUGAGGUUUGUGUGCCAACCAGGGCCUAAAGGUGUGAUUACUUCUAUUGCGGAGCUAUCCACUUGCAAGUAUGCGCUUACAUUUCAAACCCCGUACCUUUGCAAGCACCCGAUGUUCAAACAAGAGAGACCCGUACAGCACACAAUCUACUGUAACGAGCUUCCUGAAGUUGUGGGAAACGAAGAUCAAAUCCCUCAUAGGGAAAGAGAAGAUAGCGUCAGUAGCAGCCCUACUAACUUUAAAGAUAAUGAAAAGAUAAAAACGGUUGAAGGCAUUGUCGCAGAGCUAUCUAAUUACGAGGAAGAUGUUGAUUCAGAACAGUUCGCAGCAACAUAAACCAAAUCGGCCCAAGUCUGAGCAUGGUCUUUGAGACUUGUCUUCCACACAUGGAAACUAAUUAAUUAGAUUCUAGAUACAUCAGUUAAUACACUUUUGCAUAUUCUCUUUUGGUCUUAUCAUCUUUGAUUGGUGAUUACUUCUGCUAGUAAAUCAAGUAAAAAGCUCCUUAUAGUUCGUAUAUAAUCAUACUAUGGAAUAAGAUCAGUACCAUGUAAAAUUGGAAAAAUCA